Cladocopium goreaui is the source of this 3843-nucleotide messenger RNA. The record is from the annotation of a GenBank genome assembly. NCBI's taxonomy places the organism in Eukaryota, Dinophyceae, Suessiales, Symbiodiniaceae.
AUGGAUGAUGGGAACCGGGGCUGGAACUACGAGCAACAGCCCCAGACCAGACGGGAAGAUGUGGGUGACACCAGGUUUAUGAAACUUCAUCACUUGGAGAAACAAAGCCGAGACAACAGGGACCUCUUGAGAUUCAUUUGCCAGACUACGGCCAAGGGACAUGGCAAGGGUUUCCCAGAUUGGCUAGCCUCCUGGAAGCAAUGCCGAUUGGCUUCAGUCAACUGUGAUGCCAACUGCUUAGAAGGCCGGGGUGCUUUUGAGAGGAACAUGCGGACUGGUGAAUGGAGGUGGAUCAACAGGGGCUAUGAGUUCGGAUGGCAGCAGGAAACUGCUCAGUGGACUCGCGAUGGCAAGGGUCAGAUGGUGCCUGGGCCUAGAGGCUCCUGGUCUGUGAGAGGCCAUGGGGGAAAGUGUGGUGGAGGUGAAAAUUGGAAAGGUGACGUGAUCCUGGAUCCAAGAUUCAACGCUGGUGCCGCUGCUGGCUCUCAAGAAUGUGGCGGGCUUACUCCUCAGAAUUUUGAUGGCCAGCACUCUGGGAUGAUGGCAGACCCUGGCACUGGCAUGCAGCCAAUCCCUUCGCCACCCAAGCAGCCACCACCUGGCAUCAAUGUGCGACCACCUGGACCACCUGACACAGUGCCACCAUUUGGACCAGCUGACACUGGGCCGUCUACGCGACCUCGUACCCCUCCCCGUCGUGCAGAGGAUCAAGGGCCGUCUACGCGACCUCGUACCCCUCCCCGUCGUGCAGAGGAUGAAGCAGCAGAAGCAAGGGCAGCUCAGAAAGCCAAGGCAGCACCUCCAGGUUCUGGGAAUAUGCCUGUCAACAUCUUCACGACCGACAUUGUGAAGGGUUGGACCAGAGCCACAUGCGUCGCUUGGAUCCUGCUGGCCUUCAGCGAACUGGACACUGAGCUGGAAGACACCAGGGCUCGCUUGAAACCCGUGGAGAGGUUUUUGGACCGAGCAUGGCUGAUCCCACAGAAUGUUUCCAUGGGCAUGAGCAAAGACCAGCAAUCAUUCAAGAACUUGAGUCUCUCCUUUAGAGGCGCUGAACGCCAGCCCCCUUCGGUGCUGCAGAUGGCCUUACGCUUUUCGGUCAUCAUCGACCGACAAGCCAGCUCGAUGACAGGAAACACUGAGGCCAGGUUGAAGAAAGUGAUCCAGCAGUUCAAUGGCUCAGCUGGGCUUCACGUUAAGCACCAGGUUGACAGUGAGAAGGAACGCACCAUUCUGAAUCUCAUCAUCGGCACUUCGAAGGAGACAAGGGAAAUCAUGACCCAACACCUGGCCUUCGCAAAGUGGAAAGAAAGUGCUUUUUCCACCGAGCAGUUGAAAGGAGUUCGAUGGUUACUUGGGGCACGACCCAGAGGUUUACCUGAAGCCCUGUUGGAGCCAUUGACUAUGACACCAAUGGCGCAAUCCAUGAUGAUGCAGCUUCAUGUGAAGAAGUUCCUGCAGGACACACGUCGAGUGAAAGCCUCUGCCAAGAAGUUUGUCCGUGCCAGCCAGGAAGACUUUGACAAGUUGUCGGACUAUGCUUGCAUCUUUGCUUAUCUACGCCAAGCUGCCAAGGUUGCAACUUCUGACAGCAAGGUCGAUGACAAACUGCUGGAAGCUUUCAUGGCCCGGGACUACUUCAGUGAUGUGGAAGCUGUGGUCGCUUCCAAGAAUCCUGACUUCCAGUUGGGGAGCCUGAUUGUUUGGACUGACUUGGUGGAACCCCCGACUUUGCCACAGGCCUUGCAAGGGGAUGAAGGAGCUGAUGUGUUGGCCGCGCAGGAAGCGGCGCAAUCAUCCAAGUUUGCGGAGGUGAAGGUCAAGCUUGCAGCAGAUUGCCAAGCCAUGAACAAGUUCAACACUGAGAAACACCAAGCAGAAGGAAAGAAACAUGUGGCCAGGGUUCUUCACGAAAAGUCCCAACUUCAGACUGGGGGCAAGGUGGUGGAGGAGUUCAUGAAGAACCAUUGCUGGAUGGGCCUCGUCGGUGACUGGAAUAUCCCUGCUGAAGUGGAUGUCAUGAUCCGUGCAUCAGCAGCCCGCAACCAGGUCUCAGUGGACAAGAUUGCUGUGGUGGGUUGGGUCGACUUGACAAAAGUUGGGGUGCUGACCCAGAAGGACAUCAAUAAAGCAGGUCAGUGGUGUGAGAAAAUCAUUGCCAAGAGCCCUCUGAGUGCCGCUGUCAUUUUGGCUUUGCCACUGCUUGCUUCGACGGUUGGGUGUGGGGCAUUGCGCAAGGACAUCCGGAAGUUGGAAGACAAACUUGUCGACCACAAACUGGAGUUUCGCAGCUUCUUCCUCCCCAUGGAUCUCACUGGGCUGCAUCACAAGAGGGACAUGCCAGGUGGCUUCACAUUCUAUAUGAUUGUGUCUGACAGUUGCCUCCCAGCCAAGGGCACUGCACAUCGCGCAAGCCGUUCUGCUGGCAAGGUUGACCGAGAGGCUGUCAACAUGUUUUGCUUCAGCAAGCUUUGGCAAAGCCAAAUUGUGUCAUCAGCUGGGCGUGCGAUCGACGAGAACCAGUUUAUCGUCCCUGGCACAACCUGUGUUGCCGCUUCCCAUGAAGGCCGUCGGAACUUGACUGACGUUCAAGAGACAAGUCAAUGGAUUGGAGGCGAGCAAAUCCCUGAGCUUAUCCUGAAAGACCUCAUGUCAUGUGGAACAGAUGUACCUCCUGCGGUUGUCAUCCAUGCCACCAUGUAUGACGGAUGUCUUGAAAAAUCUUGCGUCAACAUGUCAAUUCCAUGUGUCAGCCAGUCAGAGAAGCAAUCGCACUAUGUGACCGCUUUGAAGCUCACAAAGGGCCACUUGCUCAACCUCUGGAAGGGCAACCAAGGGGCGAUGGCUGACAAGCUACCUCGCUACAUGGCAGAGCCCAGUGAGGAGGUAUUGCCUUCUGUGCCACAGGAGCCAUCACUGAACCUUUGCUCUCUGAUCGAUGGCGUGCUUUGCUUGCCGCGCAACAUACGUGCUGAGUUCUUGACUGAUCCAGUACGUGCGCCCGAGUGGCGCCGCAUGCUCCAAGAGUUUGACAGAACUUUUGGAACUGAAGCAGAACAAGCACAGCCGGCAGCAGCUGCUGACACCGAAGCCACUGUGGAUGCAUCGGCUUUUGACUGGGCGGCUGCUUUCAGUGGUGAACCCCGUGAAAAAGAUCAAUGGCACCGAGACUUUGAUGGGAAAAUCAACGGCAAGUUUCAAUGGUGCCCAGAAUUGACGGCAUACAUCAUUGAUGCUGGUGAUACUCAGGAUGCUGAGGCACCCAAGGCUUACCGACUCUAUGUGGAGGCAAAUGAGGCCUACAAGAUCAGUGUGGAUGAAGCCUUCCUCACUUUUGGGGCGGGGGUGUGGCUUUUGGAUUCCAAAGCUGAAUCUUUUCUGGCUGAAAAUGCAAAUGGUCACAAAGGUGUCCUUUGUGCAUUCAAGAGGGAUGACAGCCCGGUCAUUUUGGAGGAGGGCGGUCGUGACUCUGGCCUGAUGACUCUGCGGCAAGUCAUCCAGCAAUGCGAAUCGUCAGGGCUUGUGGACAUGGAAUUGGGUGGCCAUACUUACUCUCGGCCAGCGGCGGUUGUGCAGGGUUUGUCAGCUGACUGGAUUGAAGUGGCUCCAAAGACCGGAAGCACAAUGUUAUGGAGGCCGAACCAGAUUCAGUUCAGUGGCUUGCGGGCAACCAAUGCAGCGAGCUUUUUCCUUUCCAACCUCUUGGAAGAGAGCCCGGUGUUGAAGAAGGUGUGGCGCUUGCGCACCUACCGCGCAGAGAAGACGAUCGGCGCAGCCAAGCCAAUGUUCUUCCUCAAAGCACCUUUGGAGAUGACCAAGGGCAUGGUUCAGCGUGUGGUGUGA